UGCUGAUGAAUGUAUAUUUCAGAGUACACGUGAUUUCAUCAAAAUUCUGAUAGUUGUCAUUAAAUUAGAGGCUAUUAAUGGAUUAAAUUGUACUUUAGGAUUAUAAUUUCCAUCUAAUAAUUGAUAUUAUCAUUUUCAUUAUGGUUAGGCAAAUGGUUGUUCCAUUUUUAUUGAAAAAUGCAACUUUUUAUCCUCUUCAAAGAAUUAUGUCAACUCAAGGCUUAUUUUAUGCUAAAAUGCUACAUAUGACUGCUUUAUUUAGACAUAAAUGUGUAGAAACACAGAAAAAUCAGUCAUGCAUGGCUCUGGUUGUACAUAAACCCAAACUAUUGAAGGUUAACUGUGGGUAUACACUAAGAAACAUGUGUACAGAGCUGAAUUAUCUGCAUAAUUCAUCAAAUAAAGUGUUAAAUAUAUUAGAGAAUAAUAAAUUUAUCAAUGGAGAGAGAUUUGAUGUCACAUCGUUUCUAGAUUUGCUAUUUAACGAAGAAAAUUUGACUGUUAACGAAUGGGAUACUUUAAAACAGAAGUUACUACAUUAUAGAAGGUGUAAUGAAGUUAAUUUUAGUGGUAAGAUGAUGAAUGGCAUUUCACUGAAGAAGAAUUACACAUUAGCCAAAUCAUUUUUAGAAUAUCUUCGAGAGAAGAAAAUGGAACCUAACGUGGCGACGUUAUCCGCUUAUCUAUAUUUGUGUAGUUUUAAUGUCGAAGUGUGCGGAGAGGAGACGAUUCUGAGUGCCUAUAAAAAUAUUGUAAGCAAAAUUAAAAUAUUGGAUUCAAUCACAAGGCAUAAUAUCGUGCAAGCAUUAUCUGUAACUAGUCAUUGGAUGAUUGCAUAUGAUAUAAUAAAUAAAAAUGAAUUAGUCCCUUCAGAAUGUGAGAAUUAUUGUGCAGUUUCUAGUGCCGCAUUUAAACAUAAUAGAACUGAUAUUGCUUUAAAACUUGUGCAGCAAAUUUUUAGUUUAAGAGGAAAAUUGACUGAAAAUGUAUAUGUUAGAUGGUUAGAAGCUGCAUUAAAUAAUCCAAGUGAGUUGCACCAAUUAAUUGAACAGUUACUAUCUUACUUAACAUCUAGCGAAGCCCUACUUCCAGUAAAUUGUGUUGAUAAACUUGUAGAAUGUUUCAAAAGCUUAAAGAAUGAAAAAUGGACAAGUAAAUUAGUGAAUAUAAAUAGGCAGGGUAUAUGUCCAAAUUGUAAUCAUCGACUGUCUUGUAUUGACGUCACUACCGAUCAGUUUAACAUGCUGAAAGACGCAGUUUUAUCUAAAUUGAUGAAGGAUACAGACGUUUAUUUGAAAACUACACCAGACGAACUGAACAGAUUUCUGAAUUUUGUGAAACAUACAUCGCCAUACGAUCUUGUCAUAGAUGGUCUCAAUGUGUCUCAUUAUCAAUCCAAGAAAAGUGCUAUUGAUCGAGCUCUGCAGUUGUAUUAUGUUGUAAAACAUUUUGCAAAAAAUAAAAACUUGAAAAUUCUAAUUUUGGGAAGGAGACACAUGAAAAAUUGGCCCAGGAAGUAUAUGGAUUCCAUUCAACAAAUGGCCCAUGUAUUCUACACAGAUAACAUAUCACAGGACGAUCCAUUCAUGAUUUACGCAGCGGUGUACAGCGGACCGAAAACUUUGGUAAUGACGAAGGAUCUUUUGCGAAAUCACAAAUUCUCUCUUCAGGAUCCGACUCUAGCCAUGUACUUUGAACGCUGGAGGAGUACUCAUCAAAUGUUUCUAGAUCGUGUGUACAAAGAAACCGGAACUGUUAAAUAUCAGGAACCACUUCAUCAUAGUAUUACUGCACAGGGAAGCAUGACAGAUUCGUGGCACAUACCUUACGAUAACAACAAUGUACAAGGUCCUUACGACAUAUGUGAACAUUGGCUGUGUCUUACAAAAAUAAAGUGAAAUAAUAAUUAUGGAAUUAGUGUUUUCAU
Messenger RNA from Centruroides sculpturatus (bark scorpion), 1927 nucleotides. RefSeq names its product mitochondrial ribonuclease P protein 3-like (gene mldr). Gene Ontology annotation, molecular function: protein binding; ribonuclease P activity. The transcript is spliced from 6 exons. Gene Ontology annotation, cellular component: mitochondrial ribonuclease P complex; mitochondrion. The record is from RefSeq and is a predicted model, not a curated record. NCBI's taxonomy places the organism in Eukaryota, Metazoa, Arthropoda, Arachnida, Scorpiones, Buthidae. The coding region runs from base 141 to 1898 and encodes 585 amino acids. Gene Ontology annotation, biological process: mitochondrial tRNA 5'-end processing; tRNA 5'-leader removal.